AUGGCUGAGCUGGCGUUGAGCAUUGCUGGAGUCGCUGGUACUAUUGAUGUCUGUAUCAAGUUCGGGAAAAUAUUGGUCCAGGCAUACAAGGACUAUGGCCAGAUUGAUACAAUCGCCGACGAAUUGUCGAAAGUCAAGGCUCUUCAUUUCCUGAAUCUCCGGGAAAGCUUUCAAAGUACAGUGGCCGAUCUUGAGGCAUGGCAACAGCGAUUCGAACCAUCUUGGUUUCAAAUCAUCAAGACGAGCCCUACAGCUGUUGAUCGGGUGCUAAAAAGUGUAUCUCAAGCGAAAGCUCGAGACCCCGAGGAACCAGCCCGCACGGGCUUGAAAUUCCGUCAAUCUUUUGAUAUCACUGAGUCAGUCAAGCUUGCGGAGAAAGUACUUGAGAAUCUCGAGAGAAGAGCCAUCCCAUAUUGCAAGGCUCAAGUUGGUAUCAAACGAAAUGAGAACAAACACUUUAUCGUCGACACUGUUUCCCGGGAUAUCGUCGCAUUGAGAGAUGCUCGGGAACUUGCAUCCCGCCUUCGAGACUCAAGCCCCUUUACGUUUGGGACUUUGAAAUGCAAAGGAAUCGUGCAAUCGUCAACAGACCUAUCUCUUACCUUUGUAUUUGGGGUCCCAGAAGGUUACUCUACCAUUCGAAACUGUAGAGAGCUUCUUCUUUCGGGCAGCAUUCCCGACUCGCUGACGAAGCGACUCAAGAUAGCUCGACAGCUCGUUACCGCAGUCUAUUACGUCCAUCUGUACGAGUUCGUCCACAAAAACAUUACACCGGAAACUAUCCUGACUCUUGAACGCCCCGGAAAAGGUUCUGAUGAGCUGGUUAUGUGUCUAGUUGGAUUCCAGCUCUUCAGAUACGCAGAGGGACCAACAAAUGCUUCCAAAGCAGACCGGAAGGACAUCGUGUACCAGCACCCAUCACGUAUGGGUAGCGAAAAGGUCAACUUUGUUAUGCAGCACGAUAUUUACAGUCUUGGUGUCUGCCUUCUUGAGAUUGGCUUAUGGCAUUCGCUUGUGGAUUAUCAAGAUGACGAGGCGACACUGCGAGGUAAUCAAGGUCUCUCGCAGAACCUUAAGCCUGAUGCUAUCAAGAACCAGCUGAUUUUGAUGAGCCGGACCCAACUUAGAGCUACCAUGGGUGAUGUAUACAGUCGGGUCGUCGAGACCUGUUUGACCUGCUUGGAUGAGAGUAAUAGAGACUUCGGUGAUCCCAGGGAGUUUGAGGUUCAGGAUGGUGUGGAGGUUGGGUCGCGAUACGUUAAGAAGGUCAUGGACGCUAUGAGCAUGAUAUGCUACUAG
Fusarium falciforme is the source of this 1299-nucleotide messenger RNA. Its product is annotated as Het-s domain-containing. The record is from RefSeq and is a predicted model, not a curated record. Bases 1 to 1299 code for a protein of 432 amino acids. The transcript is spliced from 3 exons. Lineage: Eukaryota; Fungi; Ascomycota; Sordariomycetes; Hypocreales; Nectriaceae.